AGCUUCCGCAUUUCAUAAUGCAAAUUGUGUGCCUUUACCUUCUUAGUGUAGUAUCUUGCUAGGAUUGGCUUUAGGUUGCAAAACUCUUUUGGGAUGAGGGUUACACACUAAGGUGAACCGUAGUUGCACAUCUAGUUAGCUUGUUUUAGUUUAAGUUUUGUGCAAACUAGUUGGAGCCAUAGGUUAAGAUUUUAAUAGUGUCUAAUUCACCCCCUCCCCCUCUUAGGCUAGAGCACCCGAUCACUUUCAUAGUCCUGAUUGCAGCAGAGAACUAGUUGACAGGUGGUAUCCGAGCAUGUUUUGGGAGGUUAUCGAACAUACAUCUUCUUGACCUCACAUACAACAAUCUCUCUGGGACCGUACCCAACUCCAUCUACAACUUGUCGCUGUUAACUUCUCCAGGCAUAGCAGGGAAUGGUCUUGUGGGAACUUUACCUUCUAACAGGGGGAACACGCUCCCGAACAUUGAGAAUCUAGUAAUGUCUGGGAAUAAUUUUCAGGGAGGGAUCCCUGGAUCACUACCAAAUGCAACAAAUCUUGUAAUUAUCCACCUAGCUCAGAACUCCUUCACUGGAGUAAUUCCUUCUUUAGGAUCCCUACUCAAUUUGCAGAAGCUGAUGCUAUUCCAGAACCACUGGCUCGAAGCCGGGGACUGGAUGUUCCUCUCUUCGUUGAUGAAUUGUACACAGCUUGCGAUGCUGAUAUUGGAUGGGAACAACUUACAAGGAGAUUUGCCAAGCUUAGUAACUAACUUAUCAAGAAGUCUAGAAUACUUAGUCCUUGGGUCAAACCACAUAACAGGGACAAUACCAACUGGUAUUGGUAAUCUGGUUAGCCUUUCCAUGCUAUAUCUCCAAGAUAACAAGAUAACCGGGCCUUUACCUGCUUCAAUUGGCAACCUUCACAAUUUGUACACCCUGGACCUAUCGAAGAACAGGUUCCAUGGGAAAAUCCCAGCAUCAUUUGGAAAUUUGGGCCAAUUAAGUGAACUUUAUUUGCAAGAAAAUCACUUGAGUGGAGCCAUACCUGCAGAUUUAGCUGGAUGCACAAAUUUGUUGGCAUUGAACCUUUCUUCUAAUAUCUUGUCCGGACCCAUACCAUAUGGGUUAUUUGGUAAACUGAACCAGUUGAGCUGGUCGCUUGACUUGUCGCACAACCAACUCACAGAUUCCAUUCCAGAUGAUGUCGGCAACUUUAUCAAUCUAAAAUCCCUGAACAUCUCCAACAACAUCUCUGGAAGAAUCCCAUCCACUCGGCUCGUGCGAACUCUUGCAGGCGCUUCGCCUUGGAGGGAACUCCCUUGAGGGACAAGUCCCAUAUUCUCUUGCGACCUUGAGAGGCAUUAAAGAGGUGGACUUUUCUCAAAAUGACUUGACCGGUGAAAUCCCAGAAUUUUUUGAGGUAUUCAACAGCUUAGAGUACCUUAAUCUAUCUUUCAAUAAGCUUGAUGGCCCAAUCCCUACAAAAGGAAUUUUCGCCAAUGCCACAAGCAGACUUUUUCUUCAGGGAAACCCAAGUGUAUGCACAAGCACGAAGUUGCUGCAGUUCCCACUAUGUUCUAUGGGACACUCUGGUAGGAAGAGCAGAGUCGCGGUUCACGUUUUGGCUAUUGUACUGCCUUGUGUUGCCGUUUCUCUCCUAUUUGCCCUCUUCUUAAAGAAGCGAACAAGAAAGGAUUCACGUCUGAUGCAUGAAUCAUCCAAGGAACUGAGGAUUCGAUCCUAUAAGGACCUAAGCAAAAUGACAAAUAAUUUUUCCUCUGCCAACAUGAUUGGUUCAGGGCAGUUUGGCAUAGUUUACAAAGGUUCAUUCCCUGAGGAAGAAGGUCAGAUGUUUGCUGUGAAAGUAUUCAAGCUCGGUCGGUCUGGUGCAUCAAAAAGCUUUCUUGCAGAAUGUAGAGCCUUAAGAAACAUCUGCCACCGCAACCUUGUAAAAGUGAUCACUGCGUGCUCAACAUAUGAUCCUUUAGGCAAUGAGUUCAAAGCCCUAGUGCUCGAGUACAUGUCAAAUGGCACCCUUGCAGACCACCUUCAUAUUAAGUCAAGAUAUGGAUGUCUAAGCUUAGGUGCAAGGAUCAGCAUAGCAGUUGAUGUUGCUUCUGUUUUAGAGUACCUUCACAUGUGGAGUGUGCCUCCAAUGGUUCACUGUGAUUUGAAACCAAGCAACAUUAUAUUUGAUGAUGACAAUCUUGCUUGUGUUGGUGACUUUGGGCUGGCACAGUUCCUCCAUGGUUUCUCUUCUUCUGGUGGGUACCAAAACUCAACAAGCUUGUUUGGACCAAGAGGAUCAGUGGUAAACAUCCCACCAGAGUAUGGCAUGGGCAGUAAAAUCUCAACUGAGGGUGACAUAUAUAGCUAUGGUAUUGUUCUCAUGGAAAUGCUCACCGGGAAACGACCUACCGAUGAAUUGUUUGAUGAUGGUUUCACCCUGCACAAAUAUGUUGAGGAUGCACUUCCUCAAAUUGGCAUGAUCCUGGAUCCUGAUCUCAGCAGAGAGAUUGUAGGGGAUCAUAGCAGUCGUACUGAAUCACAGGAACAAGGCAACAAAACAGAGGUGCAGAAUUGUAUUCUGCAACUGCUCAAUCUCGGAUUAUUAUGCUCUGAAGAAGCACCAAAAGAUCGGCCAAACAUAUAUGAUGUAUACAUUGAGGUAGUUGCAGUAAAAGAACAUUUCCUUUCCUGUUGUGUAAACAAAACAUAACAAUUUUUCUGUGGA
Molecule: messenger RNA, 2715 nt
Organism: Panicum virgatum (switchgrass)
Lineage: Eukaryota; Viridiplantae; Streptophyta; Magnoliopsida; Poales; Poaceae
Product: probable LRR receptor-like serine/threonine-protein kinase At3g47570
Exons: 2
Coding region: 1561-2700 (379 amino acids)
Biological process (GO): protein phosphorylation
Molecular function (GO): ATP binding; protein kinase activity
Source: RefSeq, a predicted model, not a curated record